Molecule: messenger RNA, 831 nt
Organism: Plasmodium gallinaceum
Lineage: Eukaryota; Apicomplexa; Aconoidasida; Haemosporida; Plasmodiidae
Product: fam-g protein
Exons: 2
Coding region: 1-831 (276 amino acids)
Source: RefSeq, a predicted model, not a curated record
AUGAAAACGUUAAUUUUAUAUUUAAAAAUUACUACAUUCCUUCUUUUAAUUUGGAUAUAUCAAUGUUUUUAUAACUGUGAUUCCUAUAAAACAUUGAUUGAUAAAAAUAUAUUGCAAACAAAAAAUGAGUUAAAAUAUGAAAGAGUAUUAACAGAGGGUGACAUAGAAGCAAAAAGGCAAGCUUACGCUGAAGGAUGCCCAAAAGAAUGUUCAUUAGAUAAUAAAAAAAACAAAUGUGAAGAUCCGUUUCCAUAUGAGAAUCCGUGCGAUCAUUGGCAUAAAGGCAUUGCUCCACAAUUGUGGGAGCUAUUUGAUAAAGAAACAAGUGGAAUGGACCCUAAAUGGAGAGACCAAAAAUGGAAUAAUGAAUGGAAUAAAAUUUCCGCUAAGAAAGUUAAUGAUCUACCUUCAAUAUAUGAUCAACAAGAUAUUUCAGAAGAAGAAAAAAAAAAAAAAAUUGACAGUGUUAAGAGAGAACUUAUCUUAGAAUUUAUGAAAUUUUUAGAUGAAUGCAAGAAAGAGAUGAGAGACAAUAAAACCGAAUCGGAAUGUAAGAAUAAGAUGAGAAACAACAGAACAGAAUCCGAAUGUAUGAAAGAGAUGAGAGAAAAUAAUACAGAAUGCGAAUCUAAGAAAGAGAUUAGAGACAAUAAAAUAGAAUCCGAAUUUAUGAAAGAGAUAAAAGACAAUAAAACAGAAUUCGAUUUUAAGAAAGAGAUGAGAGACAAUGAAACAGAAUCCGAAUCUAAGAAUGAGCAGGGAAAAAAUAAAAUGAAAAAUAAGAAAGCAAAUAUUUUGAAAUUUCUUUUUAAGAGGUUUGAUAACCAUUAA